AAGCACCUCCCUCCCAAGCAGGUGGUCUUGCAAGCAGGCGGUCGUGAGUUCAGUGGUUGUGAGUUCAAUCCUUGGUACUGAUUUAAAAAAAACAUUAAAAGCUACCAAACAAAAAGCUCAAACUGUGAAGCAGGAUGUUAAAUGAGGUAAAGUAACUAGUAAUACGCUUUAUAUAUCUUUCUAGAAAUAUAUAUUAUACUGUAAUAAUAAAAUAAUGAAGAAGCAUCAAAGAAACCAAAAUUUUCAUUAGUUCACUCUGAACUUUCUGUAAGAGACUCAGCUCAGGGUGGAGCCCAGGCUAAUCAGAUACUGACAGAGCUAAGUGAUGCGAGGCAAAGAGGGGUUUGACUUAAUCCAAGCUAUUCACCAUAUCAGUGAUCUGAGAAGUGAGCAUUUAGAAGGGGUGAGUCCUGUUUUCAAAUGAUGCUCCAUCUCUGAGACUCAGGCCCUGGAGGCCCUCAAAUCCAUUGAGGCAGGAGGAUUUUGAGUUCUAGACUGGGCUGGGUUACAUAGAGAGACUCUAUGUAUCAAAGAAAAAUAGAGAGAGAGCUCAGAAGCCCAACUGGAGUCUUCCUAAAGAUAAAUCAGUAUUCCAGUUAAAAUAGGAAUUUCAGCAACUCACUGGGAGAAACACUAGUUUCCCCAGAAUUAAUGAAGAAGGUAUGUGAAUGGGUGGGAUACCAGUGUCCAGGUAGGUUUCUGACCCGACUUGACCAAUCUGACCUCUUUGUUGAACCCUAGGGGGCUCAUUUAUAAAACAAAGCACAGCUAGAUCAGGAGUGAUGAGGAAGUUUCUUCUCCACUUGAUUGGCAGAGGCUGCUGAGCUACAGCAUUGAAGAAGUUUAAAGCUUAGCAGGACUAGUGAAAAACAGUGCAAUCAAUUAGUAAUGUCUGCCUUGUGCACAAAAUGUGACAGAGUACUGUGUGCCAAACACUGUCUGUUAAGGAAUUCUGAAUGAAUUCCUUCCAGAGGAAUCUGAGACUCUGUGACUCCAGUUCUAGAACUAGUUUGGCCACUGACCUGCUAUGUGACUUGCAAGUCACUUGAUUGCAAAAGUCCCCCUGUGGUUUACAGUGCUGCAGCUGAGAUGUAUGUGGUCUUGCAACAUCAACCUCACUGAGAAAGGAACCCUUUUCAUGAGCCUGUCCCAUCUGAUGUUAUUUGACUGAUUCUUCUCAGAUAAUACAUGGGAAGAAAAAACAACUGUGCAUCUACAAAAUGUUCUCAAAUCCAGGCUUGUCAGUCACCUUCUACCCUAAAUCCAAAUUCCUGGCCUACAGGGUAAUGGUAGAGAAGGAAAAUUGGAGUGGGAUGGUCUGGAUUUGAAUCCUAGUUUUGCCACUUUCUAGCUGAGUGAGCUGAGGAAGUUACUUCAUCUGCCUGUGCCUCGGUUUUCUCAUCUGAAGAAUGGGAGUAGUUGCACAGCAAUCUGCCAGAGCGUUGUAAGGCUUAAAUGUGUUUAUGCAUGGCAGGUGCUCAGAGCAGUGAGCUGCACACAGGAAGCAGGUCUAGUAGUUAUGGGGGGGGGCGGGGGCCUGGGCUUCCUGUCCUGACAGUGCACCCUGGCUGUGAGUCGCUCUCCGGCACCCAAGUCCCCUGGAGAGAAGACUCGGUAUGACACGUCACUGGGACUGCUCACUAAGAAGUUCAUUUACCUCCUGAGCGAGUCCGAGGAUGGGGUCCUGGACCUGAACUGGGCAGCGGAGGUGCUGGACGUACAGAAGCGUCGCAUCUACGACAUCACCAAUGUCCUGGAGGGCAUCCAGCUCAUCCGCAAGAAGUCCAAGAACAACAUCCAGUGGGUGCAGGGGAAUGUUUGAAGACACCACCCGGCCUGCGAAGCAGCAGCAGCUGGGACAGGAGCUGAAGGAGCUGAUGAGCACCGAGCAGGCCUUGGACCAGCUCAUCCAGAGCUGUUCCCUGAGCUUCAAGCACCUGACCGAGGACACAGCCAAUAAGAGGCUGGCCUACGUGACUUACCAAGACAUCCGUGCUGUUGGCAACUUUAAGGAGCAGACAGUGAUCGCAGUCAAGGCUCCUCCGCAGACAAGACUGGAGGUGCCAGACAAAGCCGAGGAGAACCUGCAGAUUUAUCUAAAGAGCACUCAGGGACCCAUCGAAGUCUACCUGUGCCCGGAAGAGGUGCAGGAGCCCGACAGUCCUGCCAAGGAGCCCCUCCCUUCCACCUCCGCCCUCAGCCUCAGCCCCAGCCUGGACUGCGCCCCUGACCCUGACCCUGGGGUCUCGGAACCUGCAGCCUCCUCAGUGUCAACACCAACUCCCCAGCAGGACCCGCCACCACCGCCACCACCACUGCCACCAUCCCUCGUCCCUUUGGAGGCCACUGACAGUAUGCUGGAGCUGACCCAUCCACUGCUACAGCAGACCGAGGACCAGUUCCUGUCUCCGACCCUGGCCUGCAACUCCCCUCUGAUCAGUUUCUCCCCGCCCCUGGACCAGGACGACUACCUGUGGGGCCUGGACAGUGGUGAGGGUGUCAGUGACCUCUUUGACUCCUAUGACCUUGGGGACCUGUUGAUUAAUUGAGCAGCCUCGCCUGCCCUCAGCAGCGCCAUACCUGUCUCUACCUCCUCACAGACAGACCGACGGGCCCCCUGCCCGCAUGGGGACGUUGGACACGGGGUGCAGGCCUCAGGGCAUGACGGCCAUCUCUCCUUCCCAAACUGCCUGCUCGCGGGUGUCUGGGAGAUGUGGCGGAUGUGGGUGAAGAGGGUGUCAGGGGCUGGGUCCUGUCCUUCCUCUUCUGACCUCUAACCUCUCACAGGAAGGACCACAGGUACAGGGACCAGGUUCAGGGAAAGGCCCUGCCACCUCCUUUUGAGAGAUACUUAGGACCUUUGAUUUCUCAAGAAGCACUUAAUGCCUUUGUAUUUAUUUCAGGUUGAGUUUUGUUUGUUUGUCCUCCCUGAGUUUUAGCAGGGAGAGUGUUCUAGUUUCUAGCAAAACUUCUCAGUCAGACCUCAGCCAACUCCCCGGUUUUCCCUCAGCGGUGGGGACUGGGUGUCUGAGGAGUUGUCCAGUUUGCUGGUAUGCUAAUUGCACUUAGGCCUUGUAAUUCUAGUAAGUGCCAAGCCUUAGAUCUCUUCCUGCUCUCAGCUGACAUACCCAGCCGAAGUGGCAGCCCAGAGAAGGUUCUAGUAGCCAUCCUGAGGCAGGCAACAUCGAGGCUUCUGAAGAACAGGAGCAGACAGUUAAGGAGUUGUCUUCCUACAGAAUUCCUUCGCUCUCUCUCGCUGUAGAAGGAAGAAGCUCCAGGGAGUCAGGAGGGAAGAGCUCCUGAGGAAACAUGGGAAUUGGGGAGGCAGCUGUCAUGGCUGCCGUGGGCUCCUUCCCUCCCAGACCACGGCAAGGCGGAGGCAGGAGAACUGGACAGAGGAGUAAAGUGAAAACAAGAAGCCUCGGAAAGGAGCCCCAGGAACCGCUAGUAGCCUCUCCUGGUUCCCUGGGAGGGUUUUUUUUGUUGUUGUUGUUUUCCAGACUUGGAAGGAAUCUUUUUUCUUUUUUAAACUGGGAGUUGAACACAGGACCUUUGCACUGAGCUUUUGAAAUGGGGUCUUGGUAAACUUCCCAGGCUGGAUUGGAACUUGCAGUCCUCCUGCAUCAGCCUCCCAGAGGGCUGGGGACACGGCAUGCCUCACCAUGCCUGGCUGAUUCUUUAAGGUUCUCCUUUUCCCCACCAGCCCUCACAAGACCUCCAAGGACAGAGGUGAUCAGGGCUGGGUGGCGCGUUUACUCAUUUUGUCACUGGAAUGCGGAAAGGGUGACAGGGAAGGGCCUUGACUGGGGACCAGGCCGCUGCAGCUGAUGAAGAGAUGGGCUGGUUGCCUCCCCCUCGGGCCUGGGGGCCCCAGAACAUCUUUUGACUCCACCCCCAAUCCUCCAGAGGCUUGGCCACCCCACACAUCGCUGUAGCAGCUGGGGACAGGGACUUAGUGCUCCUGCCCCACCCAUCAGGGAUGGCUGACUCGAGGCUGUGCCUUCUGCAGAGGGGCACCUGAAGGUGAAGGUCUGAGGGGCCUUCUGCCCACCCUCAGGGAGCUAGGGGUUCCUCAGGGACUUGGCUGGGCAGCACUUUCUGUUUAACUUUGUAGCAUUAAGUUGAUUUAAAAUAUGAAGUUGGCUUCUUGGGGUUGCUCCCGAGCUGGCUGGCUGGAUGUGAAGUCUGGAAGGGGGGCUUACCUGGGCGUGGGGCCCCAGGUUGGGGGUCAGUCUUGCCUUGCCUCUGGCUCACCAGCCUGGAGCCUCAUACUGGCACCUCCUAGGAGCGUGAGCCGCCCACAGAUGCCCCCACUAUUGUUUUGUGUGCUUGACUCCACCCCUAAACACCCCAGGUCUCAUCAGAAGUCCAUCAGGACCAAGGCACCACUAGUGCCCCAGGGGUGGGGGUCAGGAACUGCGCGCAGCGUGGUUUGGAGCACGUGGCGUAGCUCUCCUGAGAUCUCCACUGGGCUGCCUUUUGCCUGGUACCAAUUCUGAGGUUCCAAGCACUUAACCUCCAUGCCUUGGGCUCAGGCUGGAGCUUUCUCCUAGCAUUAAAUUGGAGAGAGGAGAAGGCACCCUCAGAACCCGUUUGGAAUGAGUUAACUCUAAGUUGGCUUGGAAUUCAAGCUCAUUCCCCAGUGGCCCAGCCGGAGGGCUGGACAGAGAGCAGCUUCUUGGGCCUGGCCUGGCCUGUCCCCCUUGUAGCCUUCCUGGUAGGGGCUGGACCUUCCAGACUCAGCCCCAGGCUCAAUGUUGGAAAGAACCUUGUGCCUCUUUCUUGCCAGUUAACACUUGAAACGCCCCCACUGCUUUUGUUUGUUUGUUUGUUUGUUUUGUUUUGUUUUUUUACAGUACUGGGGGGUUGAAUCCAGGGUCUUCACACUCAGCUAGAGCCCCAGGCUUUUUUUUUUUUUUUUUUUUUUUUUUUUUGAGACAGGGUCUCACUAAGUUGCCUGAUCAGGACUUGAACUUGGGAUACUCCUGCCUCAGUUUCCCAGGGUGCUGGGCUUAUAGACCUGCGCUUACUGUGGCAGGCUAAAACCUCCCCAUAUGGGUAGAGUGCUUGAAGAACACCAUGCCACGUGGGUCCUUUGGGAGCCACACAAAUUUUAAACCUAGAGCAAGAGAAAGGCCUGUUUCUGGGGUGGAUAUGUCUGCCAGGAAAUUCCUCAGUCCCACCAGCAGUCCCCAAGUCACACAUCUCCAGGGACAUCAAAGGCUGGGGGACUCCAGGGAACUGGGUGACACUGAAUUGUCAGUGGAGCUGGAAAUUCAGAGAUUUCUUAACACUGUGGAAAGUAUCGGGACGCUUCCUUUCUCUACCUAACAUGGCUGGCUAGCGUGGCUGCAGGGGAGAGGGAAGCUUGCUUUAGGGUGGUUUGACUUUGUUUCCCCUCCCGUCCAUUCUCAGCCUCCGCCCUGUAGUUUGGCGUUGCUGAGUUUGGGUGCUCCAGUGUCUGAGCGUUGUGCGGCUUAGUGAGUUUGAAGUGAAAGUCUCUGGGCUGUUUACAACUUUCUGAUUCUUGUUGUUGCAUCCUGAGGUGCCCCUCACCCCGGGACCCUGUGGCCCCUCAUGACAUGAAGGCCACAAGCCUGGCCACCCAGCCAUGCCUGGCUGAGAAGGAAAAAGUGUUGUGGGCGUCCUUUGUCUUGAGGGCGAGUGAGGGCCACGGGAACCUGGCUCCUGUGCCGGGAUUCUGGGGUCACUGCCUCCGAGCCCUGCCAAGCAACAGCGGAGGCAUCUCGUGUGUAAUCGUGGCAUUAAACGAUGGCAGCUCUGUA
Molecule: messenger RNA, 5786 nt
Organism: Cavia porcellus (domestic guinea pig)
Lineage: Eukaryota; Metazoa; Chordata; Mammalia; Rodentia; Caviidae
Gene: E2f2
Product: E2F transcription factor 2
Exons: 6
Coding region: 1749-2549 (266 amino acids)
Biological process (GO): regulation of transcription by RNA polymerase II
Cellular component (GO): RNA polymerase II transcription regulator complex
Molecular function (GO): RNA polymerase II cis-regulatory region sequence-specific DNA binding; protein dimerization activity; DNA-binding transcription factor activity, RNA polymerase II-specific
Source: RefSeq, a predicted model, not a curated record